Cooperia oncophora is the source of this 432-nucleotide messenger RNA. NCBI's taxonomy places the organism in Eukaryota, Metazoa, Nematoda, Chromadorea, Rhabditida, Trichostrongylidae. The record is from the annotation of a GenBank genome assembly.
AUGCGGUGUAAUGUGUUCGAUCAUCAUAAAGAUUACAGCGCGCCUGGUGUCUUUGAACAUGUGCCAACAUCUGUUCGUUCUCUUAUACCCGUCGCAUUUCUCUAUUCUGAUGUCAUGAUGUUAACGUGCAGCAGUUUAGUAGCGGUUACAGAGGGUCUAUCCAACGACUACCCUAAUGGGUCGCAGAUCUACUCAUUGGCCUAUACCCUGUUUGUGGCACCUUUUGCACUUCUUCUAGACGAUUCCACCUACAUGGUGACCAACUCCGCCGAAAUUCCAGCUUACACAGUGCCUCCUCGUCCAUUCCCGACUAAUCUCGAUCAAGCCGACAUCGCAUCAGAGCACUUCUCCACUCGAAUGAUGCUGGAAGCAUGUGCUGCCGCCGAGGAGGCUAAAAAACAAGCACAAUCGGGAUCUGCCGAAAAAGCCUAG